GGCCCACAGAGAGGGGAGAAGUUCCGAAUGUCACGUGACCCAAUAUGCCCUCCGGCGCCCUUUUGUCACCGGCGUCCGUCUAUUUGCUCUAUUUCAAACUUCCGGUACAAGUGCGCGGCGCGGUCCCGUGGCUGAGCCGAGCCGCUCGUUCAAGCGGCGCCAGCGGAGGAAGAAGCAGCAGGAGCGGCGCCGGCAGGCGGACGGCAGCGCGCCGGCCGGCUCCUCAGACGAGCACGAGCCGCGCACCGCCGCCGGAGGAGAGCCGGGUGAGGGCAGUGCGCCGGCCUCCCGCAGAUCCGGACAGGGAGGACACCCUCGGACCGACGGCGGCCAGUCCGGACCGGAACACGCCGCGCGUGAGGCCGACAGACCCGCACCGGUAGCCAGCAGCGGCGAGACAGAGGGACGAACCAAGUCGGCCAAACGGAGGAAACGCAGGUCCACUGGUCCGUCCAGUGCAGCUGCCAACGACCAGCAGGCUGAACCGGCGGCCACCACCCCUAGUGAACGAACCGAACCGGUACCCUCUACCCCCACUGAACGAACCGAACCGGCACCGUCUACUUCCUCUAAACGGACCGAACCAGUGCACUCUGCCUCCACUGAGCAGACCGAACCGGAUCCCUCCGCUUCGGACCAACGGACCAAGUCGUCCCCCACUCAACAGACCGAGCCGGUGCACUCUGCCCCCACUGAACGGACCGCACCCGCACCCUCCGUUCCGAGUCAUUGUAGCGCUCCGGCACCAGAGUCUGGCGCUGAGCCGUUGCCGGAGCGGCGCCGGGAGACCAGUCCGGUGGUGAGCUCCUCAAGGGAGGUGCUGCGCUCAGUGCGCGCGCUGCAGACGGUGCUGGGGGAGCUGCGCACCCGACUGCUGGUCGAGCCGCCUCCCGCCGCGCCCUCCGAGGCCCAGAGCGCGGCCCGGAGCACCGCACCCCCUCCACAGGUGACCAUGGCUCCUCCGGCAGACGCCGCCGAGGCGCCGCAGAAGACCAAGGAGCAGAUCAAGGCGGAGCGCAAGGCCAAGGCCGAGGCGGCCAAACUCGCCAAGGCGGCUAAAGCUCAGAAGAAGCAGGCGGCAGCGGCGGCUGGAGAUGGCGACGGUGGCGACGGGCCGCCCUCCAAAGCCGCCCAGUCCGGCGGCGGAGCGCCGGCAGAGACCACGGCAAAGUCCAAAAAGAAGGCGACGCCCAGCGGCGAGCCGGCAGCUGCGAAACCGUCUGAGAAGACGCCGACACCGGCCGGACAACCAGAGCCGGAGAAACCCGCCGGGGAGAAACCCGCCGGGGAGAAGUCCAAAGCCGAACUGAAGGCGGAGCGGCGCGCCAAACAGGAGGCGCAGCGGGCAGCCAAGGCUGCCGCCGCGGCCUCGGCCGCCGCGACUAAGACGCCCAAGGCGGGGGCGAAGGCUGCCAAAAUGCCAGGACCGGAGCGUGUUACGCCGGGGGACGCCGACCAGCCGCACAAAGAGUCGUCGAAGGGUGACCGUCGCAGCGCCAAAAAGGCCGCCGCGGAGAAGCCGCCAGCCAGGAAGGGCCUGCAGAUGUUCUCGCACCUUCUGCAGUUUGAUGCCAGCAGUGCAGACACCGCCACCGGCAAACAUGGUGUGCCGCCGGCGCUGGAGCCGCUGCUGCUGCGCCUCUCUGCCGGCCAGCUGACGGGCGGCAACGCCGGCGCCGUGGCGCUGCUAACCGCGCUCGCCGACCUCGUGGACCAGUACGUGACGCCGCCGCAGCGCGAGCUGCUGCGCGACCUGCCCGACCAGGUGGCGGCCGCGGUGGCGCAGCUGGCGCGCCGGCGGCCACUCUCUGUGGCCAUGGAGAACGUGGCCCACCGGCUGGAGCAGGCCAUCCGGCACGAGGACGUGCCCGCCGACAAGGGCGACUAUGAGGCGAAGCGGUAUAUUAUUGAUUGGAUCGAGACUUUCAUAAAUGACCACAUCUGCAAGGCGAUGACGGCCAUCUCCAUGUUCGCCGGCAAGAAGAUCACUGAUGGUGAUGUUAUCCUGACUUACGGCAGGUCCACAACGGUGCUGGACGUGCUGAGUGCGGCGCAGCGGAAGGGCUGCCGGUUCCGGGUGAUCGUGGUGGACUCUCGGCCGCGGCUGGACGGACGCGACAUGCUGCGACAGCUGCUCGACGCGAACGUACCGUGCUCGUACGGUCUGCUCACGGCCAUCGGACACCAUAUGAAGGAGGCCACCAAGGUGCUGCUGGGCGCCCAGGCUCUGCUCUCUAACGGCAUGGUGCUAUCGCGCGCGGGCACGGCGCUCGUCAGUCUGACCGGCCGCGCCCUGAACCGUCCCGUGCUCGUCUGCUGCGAGACGUACAAGUUCUCGGACCGCGUGCAGACAGACUCCCAGGUCUACAACGAACUAGGUGACCCGAACGAGCUGGUGACGCCCGACUCGCCGCUGGCCGACCUGCGCCAGUCGGAGUCGCUCAGCCUGCUGAACCUGGCCUACGACGUCACGCCGCCGGAGCUGGUGGACGUGGUGGUGACGGAGCUGGGAGCCAUCCCCUGCACAUCCGUACCGGCAGUGCUGCGGCUGCAGCAGAGCGUGGUGUACUGAAUACCGGCUGCAGACCGGGCCUGACAUACGGCGAUGGCGGCCCCUCAGACCCACCUCUGGGCACGGCGAUGGUGGCCAGCAGGCAGCCGCCGGCCAGCAGCAUGGUGCCGGCGAUGGGCAGUCGCCGGCCGAGCAGCAGGCACACGCCGAUGCCGAUCAGGUAGGCGGGCACCUCCACCAGACCACCCAGCACCGUGCUCAGGUAGAUGUCGUCGCCCACGUCCACAAACGAGAAGAUGAGCCCAUAGUAGACGAGCACGUUGGCCGUCCAGUUGAACCACAGGUUGAGCGUGCGGUAGCGGACGGCCGGCGAGCGGAGCAGCUCUAGGACGCUGACGUGCCGCCGUCCCUCGUGCUGAGUCGCGGCGGGCGGGGAACAGGCGGAACGGGGCCGGUCAGGGAACGCGCCGAACCGAGAGACGUAAUCGUGUCAUACGAUGGCGCAUCGACUAUCGCACCGCUUACCCCCUCAGUAUAAACAACAGCCGGUAUCAUAAUCGCAUACAUAAUCUUACGCGCUAUGACUAACCGUAUACCGUGUUGUACAUCGUGCACCGUAUUUCAGUGCAAUCAUGUCAGGUGUUGUGGUUGUAAGGUUAAAUCGAGGGGAUAUUGCGUAACAAAACAGUGACUGAUUGCGCGCCUACAUACUGUGAAUUCAUGUUUUGUGUAAUAAGGACAUACGAGAUUG
Molecule: messenger RNA, 3263 nt
Organism: Amphibalanus amphitrite
Lineage: Eukaryota; Metazoa; Arthropoda; Thecostraca; Balanomorpha; Balanidae
Product: translation initiation factor eIF-2B subunit delta-like
Exons: 11
Coding region: 953-2572 (539 amino acids)
Source: RefSeq, a predicted model, not a curated record